AUGGCCGACGUACAGAAGCCCGUUGCCGUACCCGACACCGCUCCGGCGGUCGCUGACCCCAUCGUCGACGCCAAGCCUGUUGACGAGACCCCCUCCGAGCUCCCAGUUGCCGAGCCCAGCACUGCUACUGAGACUCCCGCCGAGACAAAGACUGAGGAGACUGCCGCUCCCGUUGAGGAGGCCAAGAAGGAGGAAGUCAAGCCUAUCGAGGCUGGCACCCUCGAGCACAAGGGUGCCCCUGCCAACUUCCCCAAGAACUUCAUGUACCAGAAGAACUACUUCUGGUUCGGUACCGACGCUCUUGAGAAGGAGAAGCUCGCCACCUACCUGAAGAACGAGAAGGCCACCGAUGUCGGUCACCACGUCGCCUCAUGGGCCACUGAGACCGGAAAGGGUCUGUUGUUCUACGGAAAGGAAGCCGACAAGGCCACCCCGGCCGGUGCCAUCCAACUGUCUGAGGCUUCAGAGCCCACCGUCGACGGUGCCAACAAGUUCCACUUCACCUCCAAGGGCCACAAGCACACCUUCAAGGCAUCAAGCACUGCCGAGCGUGACAACUGGGUUGAGCAAUUGAAGCUGAAGAUCACCGAGGCCAAGGAUCUCGCCCCCACCGUUACAGAAUCCGCGACCUACAAGCACACUCUCGACAGCUUCAAGCCCGCUGCUGCCGCCAAGAAGGAGGAGACACCCGCCGUGGCCGCUGCCGCUUCUACCGAGGAGACUCCCAAGGAGGAAGCCAAGGAAGAAAAGAAGGAGGCCAAGGAAGAGAAGAAGGAAGAGAAGAUGGAAGCCAAGGAGGAGAAGAAGGAAGCCAAAGAGGAGAAGAAGGAAGAAAAGAAGGAGGCCAAGGAGGAGAAGAAGGAUGAGAGCAAGCGCCGAUCCGCUAGCCGCAAGCGCACUUCCAUCUUUGGCACCCUGCUCAACAAGAAGGACGAGUCCAAGAAGGAGACACCUGCUGCUGAUGACAAGGCUGUCGAGGCUUCUCCUGUCGCUUUGCCCGCCGAGGUCGAGCCCGUCGCUGAUGAGACUACUCAGGCCCCUGUCACCGAGGCUACACCAGUCGAGGAGCCCAAGAAGGAGGAGGCUGCCACCGCCACCAAGCCCAAGCGUCAGAGCCUCUUUGGUAACCUGUCCUUCGGCAAGAAGCCCAAGGCCGAGACUGACUCUGCCCCUGCCACCCCUGCCAAGGACACCACUGCUAUUGCUCCUCUUGAUGAGCCUGUUGCCGAGACUGCUCCCGUCAUCCCCGCCGUCGAGACCACUGAGCCUCUGUCUGCCGAGGUUGCCUCCCCAGCGACUGUCCCUACCGAGACCACCGACAUCACUCCCGCCACCAACGGCGAGACCAAGAAGGAAGUGAAGAGCGAGAAGCGCAAGUCGUCUCUGCCUUUCGCCUUCGGCAAGAAGGAGAAGUCGGCCACCUCGGAUGAGGAGGGUGAGAAGACCAAGUCUCCUCCCUUCUUCUCCAAGUUUCGCCAGACCAUCAACCGUGGCAACAAAGACAAGACCACCGACAAGUCCGCUGAGGAGGCCAUCGCGGAGGACAAGCCCGCCGAGGCCACUGACGCUACCGCCGAGACCAAGGCUGAGGAGCCCGUCACUGCUCCCGUUGUCGACGAGACCCCUGUCGAGCAGCCCGCUGCUGCCGGUCCUGCGCCUGUCACUGCUGCCGCAUAG
Messenger RNA from Anthostomella pinea, 1677 nucleotides. The record is from the annotation of a GenBank genome assembly. NCBI's taxonomy places the organism in Eukaryota, Fungi, Ascomycota, Sordariomycetes, Xylariales, Xylariaceae.